CCAUAACCACCACCACUACCACAUUGCACCCACGCCCACCCCCGCCCGCGCAAUGUCGACAAAGCGCUCGUCCAGCCCGCCCAAGCGGCGCGCGUCCAACCCCCUCUCGCCGACCGACGUGCCGCCAAAGACGUCCAAGAUGUCUGCCGAGGCGCCCGUGUUCCAGCCCCGCUCAGCAGCGGCCGAUGUCAAGAUCGAGGAGGAGGACCCCGCCGUCGCAGCGAGCAGCUCUGGCCCGUCGGGCGAGGGAAGCCGCGCACACGAGCUCGCACCCGAGGUGCGCUCGCAGCUCGCCGCUGCCGUGUCCGCAUCCCGCAUCACGCGCCCGCUGCCCAACUCGCGCCGCGCGGCCCCAGCCGCCAACUUUGUCCCGACCGCCGCUACCGUGCCCAAGACGGGCGAGGAGAAGGAGAACCGCCGCCGUUUGAUCGUUGUGCUCUCGCAGGCAUGUCUCGAGGCAUACCGUGUCUCGGCUGGCAGCGGAGGAAAGAAUGCGUCGGGCAAGGAGGCAAAGUACGCCCUGCUCAACUGUGACGACCACCAGGGUAUCCUCGCGAGGACCGGCCGCGACAUUGCCGACGCCCGACCCGACAUUACGCACCAGUGUCUCCUGACGCUGCUCGACUCGCCGCUCAACAAGGCGGGCUUGCUCCAGGUGUAUAUCCACACGGCCAAGGGCGUGCUCAUCGAGGUCAACCCCUCGGUCAGGAUACCGCGAACGUUCAAGCGCUUCUCCGGUCUGAUGGUGCAGCUCCUCCACAAGCUGUCGAUCCGCGGCGUCAACGGCUCGGAGAAGCUUCUCCGCGUCAUCAAGAACCCCAUCACGGACCACUUCCCCACCAACACGAUCAAGCUCACCCUCUCCGGUGACGCGCCCACCAUCCGCCUGUCCCAGUUCCUCCCCACCCUCCCCGAGACGCACUCGGUCGCAGUGUUUGUCGGCGCCAUGGCCCGCGGCCCAGACAACUUUGCCGACGCCUACGUCGACCAGAAGAUCUCGAUCAGCGACUACUCGCUCUCGGCCUCUGUCGCGUGCGGCAAGUUCUGCUGCGCCAUGGAGGAGUUGUGGGACAUUGUGUAACCCGCCUGUCGUCCCAAAAUACUAGAACCCGUCCCGCGUAUCUCAUCUGUCAUGUUUCCAUUCUCCUCCACACCACCACAUCUCCCCGCUGGCCUCAUCGCUAGCCCAAUCACCAGCCUCAUACUCUUGCGUCAACCGCCUGCUCGGAAAAAGUGUCCCCUGUGCAUGCAUUCUAGCUGUCAUUGUGUCUAUAGUUCGUCGCGGGGUGGGGCGUCGGCGACAGCGGCGGGGAGUGCGGGGGCGGCCAGCGUCUCGUCGUGUGAUGGAGGCGGCUUCUGCGCCUUGGGCUUCUUGUUCUCCUGCUUCUGCUUCGGCUUCUCGCCUGUCGCCGCUGCUGCCUCCUUCUCGGCCUGGACCGGCGCCUCGUCUUCGCCCUCGGCGAGCUCGGCCUGGAUGAGCUGCUGGAGCAGCUUGAGUGCGGCUCGCCGGUCGGCCUUGUCUCCGCCAAGAGCUGUGAGGUCGAGGUCGAUAAGCUCAGGCUCCUGGAGCGGCUUGGAUCCCGCGCCGAUGAGGAGUGGGGGCUUGUCCUCGUCGUUGUUGUCGUCCGUUGCCGUGACAACCACGUCCUCCACCUCGUCCUUCACCACUCCGUCGUCGUCCUCGUCGCCAAGGCCAAACGACGCGCCGAGCACCUUCUCCAGCUGGCGGAUAGUCUCCUUGUCAAUCUUGCCCAGAAGUAGCGUUGCGUCGGCGGCGCCCUGCGCGGCCUUCUCCUUCGCCUUGGUCUUGUCCUCGGGCUCGUCGGACUUGACCUCGUCCUCCCUAGGCCGCUCAGGGAGUCGUGGCACCUCGCCACCCCACGUCUUCUCCUCGCCCGCAACGCCGGCGUCCAUCCAGUCCUCCAUCUCGCUGUCCGAGAUCACCAGCCGGCACCGGAUCGGGGCAGGCACGAUGUGGUCGCUUGACGACGGGCGGAAGCCAGGCAAGGAGCACAGGUGCGGCGAGUGGAUCACCACCACGUACUGGCACGUCGUGAUCUCCUUGACCAUGUACAGCACGUCGGUCGACGUCAUGCUGCAGUGGACCUGGACUUCGACCUCGCGCGGCUUGCCCGUCUUGUCGCACUUUGUGCCGUCCGUCCACCGCUGCUUGAGGUACCGUGAUGCUGGGCCGACACCGAACGUUGACACCUGCUCCGCAGGUGCCUCAGGCGGCGCGACGGGUUCGACCUCGCCCUUUGGCGCUGCUGCGCCGCGUCGCUGGCCAGGAGGCAGCGCCGCCUUGCCCUUCUUGCUGACGGGGUGCGCCUGGCCGAGGGAGUACGCGUCGAACGCGGGAUCCUCCUCGGGGUCGGAGCCUGCAAUGUGAGGGUACUGGUCCUGCUGGAGGGCGCGGAACUGGCGGAGAUGCGAGUUAUGGCAGUAGGCGUAGGUGAACCACGCGUGACGGAGGUACAGGCACUUGCCGUCGAGGUGGCUGAGCGCCUGCCACGACGCAACGGGGUCAGGUUCGGGCUCGUCGUCCUCGUACCGCGCGUUGUCGUUGACCUGGCUCUCGGUGACGUUGAGGGACGGCAGGGCGCAGAGGUAGGUCGAGAUCUCGUCUGUCCCAGGCGGCGUGUAGUGGAGGGGCAUGAACUGGACGGUUGUCGGCGCGUCGAACGACACGUUCUCGCCAUCGUCACUGUCCCCUGCAUCGAGCGCACGCGACUCGGGCCGCAGCUCGAGCCAGUCGUCGUCGUGUGCGAGCCCUGUCCGGCGGCAGCGGCUCGCGUCACUCUGCGCGAUGGGGAGGUCGGGCAGGAAGAAGACCUCGUACUUUGGGAACGCGGCCAGGUCCUGCAGCCCGCUGUGGCUUGCGCGGGCGGACAGCGUUGCCAGGCCCAGCAGGUAGAUUGCGAGGUGGGAC
Molecule: messenger RNA, 2929 nt
Organism: Vanrija pseudolonga
Lineage: Eukaryota; Fungi; Basidiomycota; Tremellomycetes; Trichosporonales; Trichosporonaceae
Gene: NEP1
Product: Ribosomal RNA small subunit methyltransferase NEP1
Exons: 5
Coding region: 53-1081 (342 amino acids)
Biological process (GO): rRNA base methylation
Cellular component (GO): nucleolus; small-subunit processome
Molecular function (GO): rRNA (pseudouridine) methyltransferase activity; rRNA binding
Source: RefSeq, a predicted model, not a curated record